Molecule: messenger RNA, 5541 nt
Organism: Micropterus dolomieu (smallmouth bass)
Lineage: Eukaryota; Metazoa; Chordata; Actinopteri; Centrarchiformes; Centrarchidae
Exons: 40
Coding region: 26-5095 (1689 amino acids)
Biological process (GO): cell-matrix adhesion
Cellular component (GO): cell surface
Source: RefSeq, a predicted model, not a curated record
GGUAUUUAUCCAACAUUUCGAUGACAUGACCUCAAAGCAACAUAAUGUGGUCUUAAAGUACUUCAUCCUCAGUUUCCUGUCGCACUCAGGUUCAGCCUGUGUGUCUGCCUCCAACGGCAGUGCAGAGUGGUUGAUGAAGAAUCUGGGUCCGUUUUCAAUGUUUUUGUCCCUCAAAGAGCUGCUUCUUCUCAACCCGUACUUCAACCCUCUGGACGUCCUACAACUCCUGACUCCAGCACAGAUUGCAGAGAUGCUGGUGUUGAAUAUUCCUACUCUUCCAGACAAAGAUGUCAUCAUAAAUACAAUCUUUGAUUACCUGACUGAGUCUCCUGACAAAUUUCCAGAGUUUCUGUCCUACCUCGUUAUGUUCCUUCAACAGGGAAACCUUACCUGUUCAUCAUACAAAACUCUGUUUAGCAGACUGGACUUGGCCAUGGCCACAGUCUCUCUUGAUGUAGCGUCACGCAUCAUGUACAGCAAGACUGUCUUAUCCAUGCACAUACCACCAGGUUGCAUCAUAUACGGUGGAGAGUGCAAUAUUAUCAUGACAAAUGAAACAGACAUUUGCAUCGGAGUGAACAGCACAAUGCUGCAGCUCCAACUUGACAGCGGACAGAUGAAUGGACAUUUCUGUGACUUUGCUGUUGAGAAAUUCGCUUGUGCCUCGCUGUCAGCAUUGAAAGCAGAAGAUCUAGCGGUGAUUUUGGCGUGUAAUCGCUCCUCUACCUCCAGAGGCUCAAGACCCAUCUGGAAUCUUCUCCUCUCCAAAGCUUCAGGUGUGCUGGAUGAAGCUCUGAGUCUUGUAACUAACAAGACUCUGGACCCCAGAAACCCUGCAGUGCCGCUGAUUUUGGACUCUAUACAAGAAAUCCGAUUGAACACGUUCAGCAUGGCCAGCUACAGUGAUCCUGCACUCAUCCAGCUGUGGUUUAACCGCUGGCUCCGCCCUUUCCUGCCAGCUGUUUCCCCUGACUUCCUUUCAUGUCUCGCCACAAAAGGGUUGAACUGCAGCACCUACCAGUACAUCGUGCAAAUUUUGAGCCAACUCCAGCCACGCAUGACCCUCGCCACGCAGAUAUCUGUCUACACAAACUUCAUCAAGGUUUUCCUGACCAGGCAUAACACCACAGACCCCAGCUGCAGCUUGAACAUUAACAACAGUGUAGAAUGGAUGCUGAAGAACUUGGGAGGUUUCUCUGUCCUCAUGUCCUUCCAGGAUCUACAGAUGCUCUAUCACAACUUUUCAGUGAUGGAAGCGUUACCACAGCUGACAGUCAGACAGCUAGCGGAGGUGUCCGCCACACCUGGCCAGCUCAUCUCUUCAACCCAGGUUAACAUGGUGAUGAACUACAUCCCUGACCAACUUUUCCCAGCUUUCUUUGAUGACUUCUCACCAGCUAUCAGUGGUCAUGAAAACAUGUUCCCUUCUCCAGUGUUGUCAGCCAUGUUGCAAGUUGUGUUUGCUCGUGCAAACCUCUCAGAUCCCUCAGUGAGUGAUUCAGUUGUGUCACUGUGGCUCAGCAAACGACUGCCCCCGCUGUUGUUCAACCUGUCACCCCUCCAAGUCGCUAUGUUCUUCAGAAUACUGGCGGGGAGAGACUGCGCUAUCCAGCAGCAGGGAGUCAAAGACCUAAAUUCAACAAUCUCAUCUCUCAGUCAAGUUACACAGAAUGACAUCCACAAUCAAAUCGUUCAGGCUCUCAAAGGACCGAUACCUCUCCAGUGCUACAGUAACAACAACAGCCACAGUUUCUACAGUUUCUUGAAGAGCUCAUUCAUGGGAUUCCAGUUCCCCAACCUGACCACCUUCCUGUCCCUCAUGCCUCAGAACAGGAUAUUUCAGCUGGUGAACUCCAUGCCUCCAUCAGAUCUUGGAGAUUUUCUCCGUCGCCCUGACGUUGUCGACAACAGUGCAGAGCUUUGUGUGAUCUACGACAACUACAUCCAGACACCGGUGUUCCUAGAGACUGAGACUCUCCCGGCGGUGGUGAAGCAGCUUACACUGCCUUGUGUCUGGCCCAUGGCUCUCAGCAGCUCCACAGAGUCAGAGGUCAAAGCCUGGUUUGACCUACGCCUUCAAAGCUACUUGGUCUUCCUCACAAAGAGUCUGAUCAGCCCCAGUACCACUCACAACGCCUCCUGCCUGGCCUUCCAAAAGCUCAUUUCAGUUCUUGGUCAAUACAACUACACUGCUGCAAACUUUGCAAGGCAAGACGUGUUUAACACCAUCACAGCCUACCUCGCCUCAGCGACGGUGCCAAGGUGUUACAAUCCCAGUGACCCAGAACUAAACUCCACAGCCUGGUUUGCUUUGUACAUCGGCCCUUUCAUGCCUUUCCUCACUCUGGAGGCUCUUCAGACAUUUGGAUCUGCACAGGUUAUCCAGGUGUUCACAGUAAACCCCUUGAACAUCGCCCUCUUCAAUAACCCCGCCUUACCUCUCAACCUCACCAACUACUACACUCAGCUUGUUUAUCAACAGGACAGCAACUUCAACCCCUUGCUGCUUCCUGGGUUCAGUUGGUGUGUUGUUCCUGGUCCAGCAUUCAGCCAGCUGACUGCAAAACAAAGUAUGAUGGUUCUGCAGAACCUGACCACUCUCUGUACAAACCUGGACCCACAGGUUUCUGCAGCUUUGGCCAGUAACUUUGGUAAUAAAAUUGAUGUCGCAAUAAUUUCUGCCCUUGGCAACAAAAGCACCAGCCUGUCCAUUGGUCAGAUCAUGACAAUAACGCCUCAAGAACUAUUUGCUGCCCUCAGCACUCUCAGCAGUGUGACGGGUUGGACUCCAGGUCAGGCCAGCGUCAUUAUCCUGUCUCUGAUGUCUUCAGGGAUCAUGCAGAUCCACAACGCUUCGUCGUUGCUCUUGCUGGGCUCUCUUGUCGUGGGUUUACCCGCAACAACGUUCAGCAGCAUUGAUGGCUCCCAGCUGCUUACUGCAUCCAAAAAUCCUUCAUUUCUGGGGUACUUGAUGUCCACUCCACAAAUUAACCAGGAGAUCUUUGUUACUCAGAUCAUUUCAGUGAACAGCAACAGUGAGGUGAUCAUACAGAACGUUCCAGAUGAACUGGCCACUGAGAUCCCUCGAGCAUUGCUGGUGGGCUUCUCAAAUACCAACAGCGUUAUCACCACACUCAACAGGAAGAAUUGGAUGCCGUGGCAGGCUGAGUUGUUCUUUAAUAUAAUAGCUGUGGACACUGCAACCGCAGUGCUGGGAAGUCCAAAUAAUUUGUCAUCCUCAGUGCUGCAAGGGUUCACAAGCACCGGAGUGAGGACCUUUCCAAAAUUGCAAAUCAAAUUGCUGAUCAAAGCCUGUCGGAGGGCCGGCAUUCACAAGGUCAAACUGGUGGAGACUCAGCUGACCUGCAUGUACAACUACAUUAAAGGAGACCCAGAUGCCACCAUCUUCAACCUCUAUCCCUAUGAUAUGCUGCUGUACUAUGAUUACUCCCUGGUGCCACAGAACCAAUGCAGGUCCUAUUUUGAACAGCUGGCAAAUGCAGACUUCUUUGUCUUCUCCUCCGUCCUCAGCUACAAACUGACUGCUCUGUUUAAUAAUGCCAGGAGCUGCCUGGGUAUAACAAACACAAGUUUGACCAUGGAUAAUAUAUCAGUGUUGGGAAACAUGUGCUGCACUUUGAAUGGGUCCUACAUCAAGAACUCUGACCCCUUCAUCUUGGAAAAGCUCAAGAACUGCCCAGCACUCACCAACGCUCAAGUGGCUGCUGUUGAAGCUCUACUGCAGAGCGGGAAAACACAGUACGGAGCUCCAUCAACAUGGAAUCAACAGACUCUGGUGGACCUCGGGAUGUUACCGUUGUAUUUGACUUCAAACUUCUAUGCUAACUUUAACACAACCACAAAGCAGGCGUUCUUGAGUUACUUCCUGAACGUUAUGAGCAGCAAUGGAGUGAGCAUCCAGAUGAGACGGAGCCUGAUGGACGAAAUAAUGAGGUCCAUUACUAAGAAGUCAAAGCGAUCUAUAGUAAAUGGGUGCACUGUAGGAGUGAUCACCCAGGUGACCAUCAGCGACGUGACGUUCCCCUUCGUCUAUAACGACAUAAACCAGUUCAACUGCUGCCUCAGUGCCACCACUGUUAAAGAGAACUUGGAUGCCAUCACUAGGAAGGUGACCCAGACCCAAUACCUCCAGAUUGUUCUCAGCAGGCUGAGAGAGGCUUAUGUGGCCAACUCCACCAUCCCAGAGAGUCAGGUUCAGCUCUUAGGCCCAGCGUCCCGUGUAGCCACUAUUAAUGACAUCAACAUGUGGAAUAUCACUCAGAUUGACACACUCGCUGCUUUGAUGAACCCGUCGAAUGGGCAGUGGGACCCCAGCCUGGCUAAAGCCAUCAUUUAUAAGUAUCUGAAUAAGACAGGGAACCAACUGGGCAGUGAUGAGCUCAACGCCAUCGGAGGAGCCAACCUGUGCUCUGUGGACACAAGUGUUUUAAUGACCAUUUCCCAACAAAGCCUAAAAUCCGCCAACGCCCUGGACGUGUCCAACUGCACUACAGAGAGUAAGGCAGUUCUGUUCACCAUUGCCAGUCAAGCAUUUGCCCCAACCACCCGCACAGCUAUCUCUGAUAGCUCCUACCAGCUCACGCAACCUUACCUUGGGGGUGCAAAUUUAAGCUAUAUCCGAAGUUUGGUGGCCUCCAAUAUCAGCAUGGACAUUGUUACCUUCACCAAUCUGAUUACGAACGUUGUACUGAACCUGACUGUUAAUCAAGUUCGAGGUCUUCUUGGAACCAACCUGCCAGAUUUAAAGAGCUAUGAAAACCAGACACUGGUACGGGCCUGGAUCAGCAGCCAGUUGCAGUCAGAGCUUGACACACUGGGAGUGGGGCUUGUGGGAGGCAGGGCUGGCACGAUAGCUUCCACUACCUCUCCCACCACAACCACCUCAUCAUCAGUGACCACCGCCACAGGCAGCUCAUCAUCAACCUCAUCAACAACUGGAUCCAGCAAACCCACAACAGCAUCUUCUACCACCACAGGUAAGCCUAACAAUGGUUCCCGCAUCCGAGCAGAUGCUGGUUUCUCUAUGCUUGUUCUCCUGGCGCUACUCAUCGCUUCUCAGAACAUUCUUGUAUGAAGAGGCACAUGGCUGAUUAUUGUAACUUAUAAAUACAUAUACACUAGCAGGAAAUACUGUAGCUACAUGCUACAUUGUAUUGCCUACUAUGAAAAAAAUAUGUGCAAUAACAAUACAGUGGAUGUACAGUAUAAUGUAUUCUUGAUUAGUUAAUCUUUCAGUAUGUAUGCUCUGAAACCUUGUAAUACAUAAAUUUUAGACUCAUAUGUUUACUUGAUGAUUAAAUGAAGGCUUAACAUAAAAAUUAGGGUGACAGUUUCUGCUGUAAUUGUGUUGCUGUAAUCCUGUGUUUCCAUUUUGAGAGAGCACUUUCUUUAGGUAGGCCUACCUGAAAAUGAUUUGCAUAUAUGGAGCUGUAUGAGAUUAAAUGCGUACUGUAUAUUGUUGCACAGUCAUUAAGUUCAUCACUUGCUUGGUCGCAGUUUAUUAAUAUUCAAGGAUUUGGA